UUACAUUACAAAAUUAAACGGUUUUUAUUGAGAGACUGCAGAUUCAAAUAGAGAUUCUCUGUGCACUCACUCCAGCAAAUGACGUUUCAACACUUGCCUUUCCCUUGAAAUCCCAAUAGAUCCUUCCCUACCAAUCCUUUUUUUUUUUUUUUGAAAAACGUAUACAAUCUAUUGAAUAUAGCGACACACAUUUGUGGGCAGGUGAUACUCUGCCAUUUUUGGUUGCCGAAGAGAGAGCGAGAGAGAGAGAGAGAGAGAGAGUGGAGGGAAUCAAUCAUGCCGAAAGGUGCGAAGAAGAGAGCAGCUGCCAAGAGAAAGAAAGAGCUAGAAGCGAAUAACCAUAUCGACAGUAGCAGCGGCGGGGACAACCCUCAAGGGAAUGAUGAUGUCAAAAACCAAGAUGAAAGAGAGAGCGAUGGUGGUGAGACUGGUUCCCCUGGGUCACAGGACCAAGAUAACCACCAGCAUCCAUUUAAAAAUGGAAAUGAAGAACCUAACAAGAGUAAUCUGUCAACUACUCAAGCAAUUGUCGGUAAUAACAACUCUGUGGAAGGAAUCACUGGUGAUGUCGAAGGUAACGAGCGAGUAGGAUUAGUGGAUGAUAAUUCAGUUCAAAUGGAGAGGGAAUUAAAAUCUAAAUCUGUUGAGAGAAAUAUCAUUAAUAUUGACCACAUCCAAUCUGAUAUAGACACCCAUGACGAGUAUGAUUGGAGCUCUAGAACUAGUAGUCCGGAUUUCGAGUCUCAAGUAUCUGAGAGAAAACAUGAGACACCAAACAUUUUAGGUUCAGAAGCUGGUUCAACCGUUUUUGGGGUUAAGACAGCUGAUUCCUUAUGCAAGGAGGAGCAGGUAUCUGAAGCUCCGCACUUGGGGGAUGCUACCAGUAGUUUAGUUACAGCAACUGCUCCUGUAGUUGACUCAGGUACCCCAGACCUGUCCACAUCAGUUGAGGCAAUCAAUGUUAUUGAAAGUGCUUCACUCAAGAAUUCAGCUGUUCAUGAUACAAUUCAAUAUGGAUCGAAGAAUAAUUAUGACAACCUGCUGCCAACAUCUGAUGAAUUCAUAGCUGAUUCAUUGGCUACGUUGGAUGGGGCAUCAAAGGAAAAUAAGGAUAACGUUCUUCCCAAUGUCAAUGAGAAUUUCGGUAAAUCUUCAGCUGUAGUUGAAUCUGCUGGAAGUGGAAAUGAUGGUAAGAUGUUGACGUCAGCAGGCACAUCUACUACCGAAACGAGCAAUGGUGCUAAAUAUAUUGAUGGCUCUCGGGUUCCUGAUUCUUCUGAAAACCAGCCUCUUGUAGAGUCAGCUCCGCGAAUGUCCCAAAGAACCUCUUGUUUGAGUUGCUGUGGAUUAUUUGAUUUGAUAGCAAGCUCCAGUAGAUAAUUCCAGGAACAAGUCAAGGGUGGGAGCUAUGUGUACUGGAAUUUUGUGGGGAGUAUAGAGAGAUUUGGUUGCAGGACGUCGCUGUAUUUGCAAUCAGAAUAUAUUUCAGGUCCUUCAAAAAUGAUAAAGUAGAAAUACACUUGGUACAAUUGACUAUAAACUUUGUUGUGGUUGUAGUGUGAAACUUGUGGACAAACUCAGUGUCCUUAGCUUUUGGUACAUUUAUGUUGUGAAUUUUGCAGUUAGAGCUUUUGUGUACUUAUUUCCUUUCAACUUGAGUCAAGUAGAAAUCUGAACCCGGAAUUACACAUAGUAGUAUAUUACAAUAUUAUUCUGUCCUUUUUCCGAUUGCUGGUAUAUAAGACCUGUUGGAACUCGGCCGUACCGUUGAAUGUUGGCCUGU
Tripterygium wilfordii is the source of this 1783-nucleotide messenger RNA. RefSeq lists its product as uncharacterized. The record is from RefSeq and is a predicted model, not a curated record. The transcript has 4 exons. Lineage: Eukaryota; Viridiplantae; Streptophyta; Magnoliopsida; Celastrales; Celastraceae. The coding region runs from base 277 to 1380 and encodes 367 amino acids.